CAGGAGUCUGUGACGUGGAUAAAAUGAAAGAUAGUCCACACGGAGCUUAUGCAGUAUCAGAUACUGGAGGAUUUACUAUCAAUACAACGAAAUUAACAAGUCCAAAGAUUAAAAUUUCCAUUAAUGGACCAAAAAGUGCCAAAGGUCUUUUAAUAUAUGUUCAAAAUGAUAGCGGAGAAC
Racocetra fulgida is the source of this 180-nucleotide messenger RNA. The record is from the annotation of a GenBank genome assembly. Lineage: Eukaryota; Fungi; Glomeromycota; Glomeromycetes; Diversisporales; Gigasporaceae.